Messenger RNA from Paramisgurnus dabryanus, 3220 nucleotides. It is a transcript of the gene pcgf5b, whose product is annotated as polycomb group ring finger 5b. Lineage: Eukaryota; Metazoa; Chordata; Actinopteri; Cypriniformes; Cobitidae. The record is from RefSeq and is a predicted model, not a curated record.
AGAACUGGAAAGUCCUCCGCCCCCUUCCCCGUACCAUCAUCAAAUGAAUCCAGUUCCGUGUUCUGUGUCGCUUCCACAACCAUUAGUUAAACCAGCUUAAAUACUACGUUUAUUUAAAUCAAUGCGCAUAAUCAUCAUGGACCAGUGAUAUGAAAAAGGUCUGUACCCAUGAUGUCACGAAGGAAGAAAAUGCCAGGAGCUCUUCAGCAGAACAGUGCAGUUGAACCAUAAAGUGGUUAAAUCUGCAUUCCACUUGAUCCUCACAUCAUCUUUUGUCAUCUGUGACAAUGACAUUACAGAAGAAACAUCUGGUGAAGGAUUUCAACCAUUUCAUAACCUGUUAUGUCUGUAAAGGAUACCUGAUAAAGCCCACCACUGUGACAGAGUGCCUACACACCUUUUGUAAAAGCUGUAUAGUCCAGCAUUUUGAAGACAGCAAUGAGUGCCCAAAAUGUGGUAUCCAGGUUCAUGAAACAAAUCCCCUGGAGAUGUUAAGGCUCGACAACACUUUAGAAGAAAUCAUAUUCAAACUUGUGCCUGGUCUUAGAGAAAAGGAACAGCAGCAAGAAAUUGAAUUCUGGAGAAAAAACAAGUCAAAAGAAAAUAUUGGUGAAGAUGGCCCUUUAUGUAAGAAAGCCAAACUAGAUGAAGAAGAUGAUAAUAUCGGUAAUGGAGACUACCACAGAAGUGAUCCUCAGAUAGCCAUCUGUCUGGACUGCUUGCGAAACAACAGCCAGAUGGGAGAAGCCAUUGUUAAGCUAGAUGUUCUAUGCAAUGGUGAGAUCAUGGGUAAGGACCACACCAUGGAGUUCAUCUACAUGACCCGCUGGAGGCUUCAAGGAGAAAAUGUCUAUCCAAUGGUACUUGAAUAUCGACCACGUAUUGACUUCGGCUAGGUGGAAAUUUCCUGCACUAAUUUCAGCCCUUCAACAGACAGCAAAUUGAAUGAAUGUGUCUAGGUUAGAAGAUGUACUUUUCUGUUUAGGAUCUGACAGUUUUAUACUACAAACUCCUUGUUCUCACCCUCAAAGAAAGACAUGUACUGUUGAAAAAACCUGGUUGUUUACUGCAGAUGUGAACAAAUUGUAAUGUGCCACAAGGAUGCCAAAGUGACACAAUUGUCAUGUUUAAUGGCCUUCAGUCUGCAUAUAAUAAUUGCUCAGUUUCACAUUGCUACAUGAUAGAAAAAUCACAUCUAUGUUUGACAGUGCCUUUUCAUCUACACUUAAGUAAAUUUGCAAGGGGGCAACCCUUUGCUUGACAGGGGUUAUUCGGUGAAACACCUGUCUUGAUAGCUUAUAUUUGUUAGCAAUGGUGAUAUAAAAGUGUCGUGUUUUAACAUUAUGAAAUUAAGUGAUUUAUCUGGGCAAAAGAUUUCAAAAGCUGGAUCUGUUUUUUUAUUAUUUUCAUUGUAAAGGCGUAAUUAAAUGCCUUUUUUAUUUGAAGGUUUUGGUGAGUUUUCCCCAGUCGUGCCUACUUUUAUAAAAUUACAUUAAUAGGUGAAUGUAGUUAAACGCAUUAAGUAAGAGGUUUGUGUUGUGAACCUUUUUUACGGUACAUUUACACAGGGCGAAAGCGAUAAUGCUUGACGAAAGGCAACGUCACAGUGCCCGCAGACAUGCUCCGUUCUUGCAUAAACAUAAUUGGCUGGCUCGCACUAGGUUAUUUGCAUAAGGCGAUCUGAUUGGCUGACCCACACCUUGGCGCUUGAAAAGUUGAGAAAUGUUCAACUUCUGCCGCGAGCAACGGCAGUGACAGGACGUUGAGGGAUCCACAAUUCAGUUUGGCAACGCAUGACGUCACCCAUUAAAAGUGAAUGAGGAGCGUUAACGCUUUCGCCCCAUGUGAAUGUACCGUUAUGGUUGGCAUUUUCUGUCCUGAAUUGAGGUUUUAGUGAGUCAUGUUUGCCUAUGUCAUGUCAAAAUAAAUCCUAAGGCUAGGGGUUUAAAAAUAACUUUAAUUCAAUGUCAAAAAAAAAAUUUAUUUAUUAAAAAGUUCAAUUUUGCAAGGUAGAAAUAACAGAUUUGGUUGACCACAUACAAAAGCAUUCAUUACAGAGUAUAGGUCUGGCAUUUUACACCAAAGACAACCUCUACAACAUCUGACCACACUGGACUAAAAAUUGUUUGUCUUGCCUUACAACCACAAUACUCUGAUGUCAUGUGGUGAAGAUAAAGCUUGAAUUUUUGUACAUGGAAAACUACCUAAUCUAUCAAACAACGAGUACAGAAGGACAAUAAUUGUGAUUUUUGUCUUUGUGAAUGUUUUUAAAAAUGUUUCUGUAAAUGCUUUUGAAUUUUGACAGAAUCCUACAUUUGAUGGAAGCCUGUUUAGAUCUCAACUGGGUUCCUUCAAAAUUUAUAUUGCACUUGUGUUUGCAAAAAGCUUAAUAUUUUAGAGAUUAAAACAUUGUUUUAUGUGGUAGAUUAACAAUUGAUGUUAUGAAUAGACCCUGCCGUCGCAAUGAUCAACAUGUAUUUUUGUAAGAGGCCCUUGUAUAUUUUUGAAAAUAUAAAUAUAUGUUAUGUAAAAAAUGUAAAAUGCUGCUUAGAAUAUUUUUAUUCUGUUAUGUUAGGUCCCUGAGGUGAUUCCUGUAGAGAUUAGACUUGUAUAUAACAUAUGCAAGGUAUUGUAUUUGUGUAUUUGUUCAGAAGAAUAAUACCGUUAUGAAUAUUGAUAUUAUUGGUUUCUGUUCCUACAAUUUUUAUAGAUUUUGUCUCCUGACUUGCAGCGGACGACUCCGAGACAGAGCUGCACCGGAUUCGCUGACUUUGGUGCAGAUCCGGUGCGGAGUUUUCCACUGUUUAUUAUGAGACAAAUAAGAAAUAAUCAACUGUUUAUUGUUUUACAUUUGUCACACUCAAAAAGUAUUUCAUAUAACAAACAAAAUUGCUAAAAAUUUAAAUGUUUAUCCUCUAACAUCUGUCAUUUGUUGGCCAAAACAGAUCAUCUUCCCCUAAACUCUCACCAGGUUAAGUUAAAGCUGUUCUGUGCAAUGUGUGAAUGGCACCACAGUGUUUAAAGGUGCCUAAGAGUUCAUUGAAAUAAUAUGUUAAAUUGUUAUUUGAUACUUACAUAGAAGGUAUGAAACUUUAUUAAGUGCAAAAAAUCCAGAAAAGUUUUUACAUGUCCAUUUACAACCCUAGGAUUUGUCCUUUGAAUGAAAUGAACUAUUUUUUGCCCUAUUUGAAAAGGUCUUGAAUAAUAAUGUUGAGCUCUG